CAAUAACUCUUUGUCUCCUGAUUUGUAACUUUAUUUAUUCUUGUCGAUCUUUUAUCAAAUCUAUUUAAUUAUUUAAUAUGGACGAACAAGAACAAGAAUUAAAACGAUUACGUCGUCAGCAUCGCAUUUUGGUGAAUGACAAACAUGCGUUAAAAGGUGCAUACGGAAUGAAAUCCUUGCAUCAGAAAAAGUUAUUAGAAACGAUGCGUCAGGAACUUGCAGAUCUUAAUUUGGCAAAAGCCAGAGCCCAGCGUAUUGCUGAAGAUCGCCAUCUUGUUGCCAGAGUGAGGUCUUUAAUUCGUUGUUAUGAGUCACAUAACAAAGCAAUCCACAUUCAAAAAAGUGAAAUUGAAGAGAUUGAUAACCAAAUUAAAGUGAUGGAAAGCAAAAUUAACGCAGUCCGAAAAUACGACGUGCGUAAUAAAGAUGAAGCCGAUGACGCUGAUGGAAAAGGUCAACUCCAAAGAUUUGAGAAUAAACUUGAAACACAGGUCAAGCAGUAUUGUGCAAUUUUGGCAGAUAAUAAAGAAUUGCGGAAAGAAGUGAUGUCACUUUUAAAAGAUCGGCAAUUGUUUAACGAAAAAUAUAACAAACUAGUAAGAAAUUUGGCAGUGGGUAAGCGUCAGCUAUUAGAAACAAUGGAUAGCGCGAAAUCUGUGUAUGACCAACGUGAAGAGUCUUUGCAGAAACUGAAUGCACUUUUUGUCAAGUCAAAAUUAAUUUAUACAGAUCACGUAGAGCAAAUGGCGGAAAUGAAACGCCAUCUUGAUGCGCAAACCCAGCUUGGAAAGUUUAUGAGAUCCAAAGGUUGUAGUCGUAUAAUGGCUGAUCUUGAACGUAAAGAGAAUGAGAAACGUCAGGCUGCUUGGGACAGUCAACAGCAUCAGUUUGAUUCUUAUAUGCGAAUGAUUGAUGAAAUACGCGAUUUUUUUGGUGAACAAGAUAUAAAUCGCAUUGCUACUAUUUUUGUUAGAAAGGAAAAUGAAAAUUUUGCUUUAUUUAACUACGUAAACAUUCUCAAUGGAGAAAUUGAUACGUUAACAGAUGAAACUAUUGAACUUCAAAAGAAAAUAGAAUUACAACGAGAGCAACAGAAAAAAGAAAACGAACAACAAGCUGUAACCCUGAAAGAGCUGGAAAACAUGCUUCUUUUAGCUAAGGAGGAAAGUAACAAUGCUGAAGUAAGCCUGGAGCAAUCAGAAAAUAAUCUUAAAAUUUUAAUGACUGAGUUGGAAAAUACGUUUGGAAUACUUCAGUGCGAGUUGUCACCCAUUCAUAAUUUAUUAGAUGAAAGCGGCAAAAUUUCAGUUAAAAAUAUACUAACACAUAUGGAAAUUUUUGACGGAAAGUUAGCCGGGUUAAUUACGGGCACUAAAGAACGGUGGAUGGGAGCACCAAUUCGAAAAUCAUUACACUAAUAUUAGUUACAGGACAUUAUGACAGAUAAUUUAGAUAUAGUUAAGGAGAGACACAGAGAUGCACGUAGUUUACCUAAACUAUUGAUAUGGGGUUUGUUCUUGGUUGUUUGUUCUUUUAAGAUUCUUGGUAGAAAUUGGCUAAAUAAAUAUAAAUUGCUGU
Dalotia coriaria is the source of this 1578-nucleotide messenger RNA. Its product is annotated as outer dynein arm-docking complex subunit 1-like. Bases 78 to 1418 code for a protein of 446 amino acids. The transcript has 8 exons. Lineage: Eukaryota; Metazoa; Arthropoda; Insecta; Coleoptera; Staphylinidae. The record is from RefSeq and is a predicted model, not a curated record.